UUGUGUACUGCUUUCCCUCCCUCUUAUUUCGGUGCUUUAUCUCUUUCUCUACCAAACAACAAUGUCUGCGUCGCAAGCAAGCCUUCUCCUUCAGAAGCAACUCAGAGAUCUUUGUAAAGCCCCGGUAGAUGGCUUCUCUGCGGGUUUGGUUGAUGACACCAAUGUAUUCGAAUGGAGGGUCACCAUUAUUGGGCCACCUGAUACUCUCUAUGAUGGAGGUUUCUUCUGUGCCAUCAUGAGCUUUCCCUCUGACUAUCCUCAGAGACCACCAACUGUCAGAUUUACCUCAGAGAUGUGGCAUCCUAAUGUUUACCCCGAUGGAAGAGUCUGCAUUUCAAUUCUUCACCCCCCUGGUGAUGAUCCAAAUGGCUAUGAACAAUCGAGCGAGCGCUGGAUGCCUGUCCAUACGGUUGAGAGCAUAGUUUUGAGUAUCAUAUCAAUGCUUUCAAGCCCUAACGACGAGUCUCCUGCAAACGUAGAAGCUGCAAAAGAAUGGAGAGAAAAAAGGGAUGAAUUCAGAAGGAAAGUCGGUCGCUGUGUUAGGAAGUCUCAAGAAAUGUUGUAACUCCUUAACAUAAUUAUUUAUUGAAGUAUCUAAUUUCUUAUUUCUCAUUUUGUCAAGGGAGGUUUUCGGGGUUUUGGUAUUUGUCACACUGAUUAGAAUGCUCUUUUAAAACCUGUUCACUCUUAUCAACUAAAAGAAAAUUUUAGUUUGUAUAUGUAUAUUUCAAAUUGUUCAUGAACUUGUGUAAGAAUGGUGGCUUGAA
Messenger RNA from Gastrolobium bilobum, 767 nucleotides. Its product is annotated as ubiquitin-conjugating enzyme E2 7-like. Lineage: Eukaryota; Viridiplantae; Streptophyta; Magnoliopsida; Fabales; Fabaceae. Gene Ontology annotation, molecular function: ubiquitin conjugating enzyme activity. The transcript is spliced from 6 exons. The record is from RefSeq and is a predicted model, not a curated record. Bases 62 to 565 code for a protein of 167 amino acids. Gene Ontology annotation, biological process: ubiquitin-dependent protein catabolic process; protein polyubiquitination.